UUCUGAUGACAGCCGAGGGCCCACACUGUGGAUCAGUCUUUCCGGGGUUCAAACAGCAAGUCUAGUGAGCUUAAGGCGAGUCGAGGACCAUCGAUGACAAAUUGAUAGUAUAUCUAUGCAACGUUUGCGUUAAAAACAGGCGCACUGCCUUUCAGAAACACAUCCAGUGCGGCACGGCAUCAAGGAUUUUCGUGGACUACUGCAGCGGCUAACAGUUCGCAGCUAAAUAGUUAGCCACGACCGCAGACAGGUAUGUCUGAAGUUAGUCUUGAGGUUGAAUCGGGGAAGACCUCAGCCAAGGACUCUCACAUGGAUUGUGUGGAGGCUGACAAAGCGGAAGAGAGUUUGAGUGAGGAUGUACAGCAGGAGAGUGUAGACAGCAGUAGGGCACGAGAUGAAGGAGGUGAUGUGCUGUACGACGUUGAUAUUGACAGCGCCGAAGAAAACGAUGACAGAGAUGUUCAGGAGGAGGCUGAGGGCAUUCAGAGGGAGAGUGUAGUGGCACGCAGUGACAGCGAUGCCGUACACGUGUCUGACAGUGUAGAAAAUGGGGGACGCGAGACAAAUCAUCGUGUUGAAACAGCUGAAAGCCCAGAGGAGAGUGGAGAGUCUCACACUGAAACAAAGGAAAGCACAAUGACUGAGGAGUCCCAUAGAAGCUCUGCCGCUGAGAUCCCAGUCACCAGCAAUGGAGACCUGGAUCAGAGCCCUGAGACAGUAUUCCAGAGGGACUCCUACCCCAGUGGCCCCGGGGCCCUGAACCUUUCAGAGUCCUGUGUCUCCGCCAGCAACUUUGCGUCAACAACAGAGGGCAUCAUUGAAUCAGGACCAUACAAAGGGUCAGCAAGCCUGCCCACAUCACCCGUGGCACCUGUAGCUCCCAGCUCAGCUGUUGCUAGCCGCCUGGCACGCUCUUCCAGCGAUAGUCAGGCUGAGCAAGGCCCAAUGAAUGCACAGCCAAACAGUGGAGCAGUGGUCCUUUCAGAUGACUUAAAGAGCCCAGCCAUGGAAAAACUGGACCUAGUGAGAAAGUGGAGCAUCAACACAUACAAAUGUACCAGGCAGAUCCUGUCAGAGAAGCUGGGACGGGGCUCGAGGACCGUAGACCUGGAGCUGGAGGCUCAAAUCGAAGUCCUCCGCGACAACAAGAGGAAGUACCAGAAUGUAAUCAAGCUGGCUCAGACGCUGGCCACUCAGCUGUCCCAGAUAAUGCAGACGCAGAGGCAGCUGGGCGACGCCUUCGCUGACCUCAGCCUCAAGUCACCAGAACUGCAUGAGGAGUUUGGUUACAAUGCUGACACCCAAAAGCUUUUGUCCAAAAAUGGAGAGACACUGCUGGGUGCCAUCAACUUUUUCAUCAGCAGCGUUAACACACUCGUGGACAAAACAAUCGAAGACACCAUGAUUAAUAUCAAACAGUAUGAAGUUGCCAGGGUUGAGUACGAUGCGUACCGUACAGACUUGGAGGAGCUGAAUCUGGGCCCACGUGACGCCACCACAAUGCCCAAGAUCGAACACUCCCAGCAGCAGUUCCAGAUCCACCGCGAGAAGUACGAGAGGAUGCGAAACGACGUCUCCGUCAAACUGAAAUUUCUGGAAGAGAACAAGGUGAAGGUAUUGCACAACCAGCUCAUCCUGUUCCACAAUGCCAUAGCUGCGUACUACGCUGGAAACCAACAGCAGCUGGAACAGACACUCAAGCAGUUCCACAUCAAGUUGAAAAUGCCGGGUGGGGACAGUCCAUCCUGGUUGGAAGAGCACUAAUCACUCCUUUUGAAGCCACAGCGGCUCAGUUUGACAGGAACUGUCACAGUCUACAGAAACUACAGGAAACUACCCUCCUCUCUUCAACUCUACUGUCACUGCCUUUCAAACUUUCACAACUGUAAAUCCUUUUAACUCAAAACACAAAAUGAAAAAAAAACCUCCUACAAUCCUUUUUACUCUUGUUGUGAAAUCAUCCUUUUCAUGUCGCAGUUAUUUGAAAUCAUAGGAAACGCACUUUUAUACUGUUUGACAAAUCUGUUGAGCAGGAGCGGCUGCAGUAAACACAUUUGGAAACUCUAAAUGGCCUUUUGUAUUCCAGCAUAUGAAUGUUGCAUCCCAGCUCAGCAGACACGUUGGCUCCCUACGGCCAACUACGGGAUCAAAACGACUGCCGUUUUACUCAUUAUUAAUUUUACUCUGCUCAGCUGACUGGGAUGGGGACGAACACUUUAUGAAAGCCUAAUCAGGACGUUUCAGGAGAAUCUGAACAUGAAUUCUCUCAUGAUUUGAUUUUUACACCUGUUGUGACAGACAGCGGAAAACGGAAUUCAGAUUUAUGAAUCAUGCAAACUGCUCAUUUUUGCAAGCAAACUGAUUAAUAAUGUAGUUUGACAUGUUGGGAAGUACAUGUGUUUGCUUUCUUGCUGAGAGUUCGUUCAGUAGACUGUUUCAUUGCUAUUCUGUUGCUAGGGCAACGUCUUUGGUCCCUGUUUACUUCCUGUCAGCUACAGCAUUUACAAACAUUCCAACAGGAAGUACACCUGGACCCAUUUAGAACAUCUAAGUUUUCAAGUUUGAAACAGUCUAUAUGAGGCGUGUUAUUAUGGAUCCCACUGCGUUUUUGGUGCUGGUACAGGCUAAAACUUGAACUAACCAUGACCUUUGUCCUAACCCUAAAUGCCUCAGACUUCAACACAUCAAUGUGACCAGUAAUGGCCAGUCACAGCGCAGUAGGGUGGGACUCGCCAAGAGAAGCAGGGGGAUCCAUAACGCUCAUAAUGCUGCAUUCAAGUGCACCCUGGAUGGUCUCAUUUCACAAGCUGGGAAGUCCUUCUUCCGACUUUGGCGAGUUUUUAACUCAUUAUGUGGGAAGACAUGGACGCAACAAAGAAGAUUUUUAUAUUUAAAUGCUCAGAAUGUUUAACGUCCCAGUGGAGAUUCUCGUUGCCAGUCUGAACAGUUUGAAGCUUUAUGUUACAAAGUGAUUUUGUCCGACUUGUUGCUGCACCAGUACAUCCCCUGAAACCACUAAAAUUUUGCUUUACCUGACUAAUGCUAAUGAAUAACUUCUCUCACUAAUCUAAAUCAAUAUACAUGGACAGCAACUAAUAGUAACGUGUUAGCAAAAAAUUGACAUGCAAUAUGUGAAAUUAUUUAAAAAGUUUAUCACCAUCAGCUGAACAUUUACUUAUGUCCACCAUGUUUCCACGUAUGUGACAUCAACUUGGCAACUCAUGUACCAAAAUUUUCGCCAACUUUCCCAGUUGUUCCUCAUUAAUGUGAAUUUUCCCAGUUGGGGAACUAAUUUUCCGAUCAUUCCAACACCACACGAAUGCAAGGUUAGGCAACAACCAGCAGCCAUUUAGUUUAGCUUAGCAUUAAGACAGGCAACGGGUGAAACAGCUAGCCUGACUCUGUCCAAAGGUGAAAAAACAUUCUGCCUAUAAGUACCUCUAAACCUCACUAAUACAAAAACCAAAGUGUAAAAAAAUUGUGGUUUCAUGGGAGGUUAUGUACCUUAAAAUGGAGCCAGGCUAGCUGUUUCCCUCUGAUUCCAGACUUUAUGCUAAGCUAAGAUAACCAGCUGCAGGCUGUAGCUUUAUAUUUAAAGACAUUAGAGGAGUAUUGAUCUUCUUAACUCUCAGCGAGAAAAAACAAAUGAGAAUAUUUCCCAAAAUGUCAAACUAUUACUUUAAAAUAAAAUGUCAAAGUCACACUGAUGGCUGUUCACAACAAAUCCUGCAUGUUGUGAUAUGAUUACGUUGACAUGAUGCUACUUUUAAUCAACAUUGCCCUCUGUUUUUUUAGCAUUUCCCUAUUUUGUCUGCGUUCAUGGCAUACGACUGAAUGGGUACAAGUGUUGAUUCUCUUAAAUUCCAGAGAAAAUGAAGGACCAGCCUUAUGUGACUAAAUGUGCCUUGAAUUCUUGAAUUUGUUCCUCUCUUCCCCUCUGUGCUUUGAUACCUGGUCUUGUUGAAAACAGGCGCUCUCACUACCAGUUUACGGGACCAACUCUUGAAGGAAGAGAAUGGACCAAACACAGAUGCACACAUACACACACAUAAACACACUCGGAGAACAGUACAGUUAGAGCCUACACAACUGUACAUUAAAACACUCCACGCAGCACAAAUAUAAUACUCCAGUAACAUUCAAAAAGUCUGAAUAUAUUUUAAGACUUGCUGUUCUCAAAGAUAUUUAUCCAUGUUGCACUUGCACAUUUAUGCAUUUGAGACUAAUUACGACAAACUUGUAAGAACUGUAUGAUAUGUAAACCAAAAUACAACUAACUUGACAAACUUUUUUGUAAAUUUGAAAGACCAGCAUCCUUUACCUGAGCUGCUAACAGUUUCUUUCAUUGGGUUAUAUUAAAAUAUAUUUUUCAGACAGGACAUAUUGUACGCUGGUAUUGAUAACCUGCUGUCAUGUCCUCACUUUGUUGAUUUGUACUUUUCCUAUGGCUCACCAUAGUGGUUUGAGAGUGUGAAUCUUGUACAACAAUCUAUUGUUUCCCUGAAAUAGAUGGAUAUAUAUUUGUAAUUUUCUCGAUUUUACCUUGUAGUUUAUGAUCAAUGCUGCCAUUUGGCUUUGUUUUUUCCCUGAAGACCUACAGAAUGAUGUGCUAGUACUAGUACGUGCUGGUGGAUCUCUACCUUUGUAAUAAUGAAACAUUAACAAAUGUUGAAUUAAGGAAAAAGGAUUCUGAAUGUUGUGUAACCUCUUUGGGAAAAUAAAAGUUUCUUUUCUUUAUCAUCUA
Epinephelus lanceolatus (giant grouper) is the source of this 4744-nucleotide messenger RNA. RefSeq names its product ADP-ribosylation factor interacting protein 1 (arfaptin 1) (gene arfip1). NCBI's taxonomy places the organism in Eukaryota, Metazoa, Chordata, Actinopteri, Perciformes, Serranidae. Gene Ontology annotation, molecular function: phospholipid binding; protein domain specific binding. Gene Ontology annotation, cellular component: trans-Golgi network membrane. Gene Ontology annotation, biological process: regulation of Arp2/3 complex-mediated actin nucleation; intracellular protein transport. The record is from RefSeq and is a predicted model, not a curated record.